AUGAGGAUGAUGUACUCGUCUCGAGUGAUUGUCAUUGGGGCUACCCUAUUAGCCUCAUUAGCAGGCAUCACAACGACAGAAGCGGCAGUAUCGGCCAACAAGGUGGAUCGUUACUGGACCGAUGCCCAAGAUAUCUUGAAUAAUGUGGAUCAAUACCAAGCCUUGUGGGUCAAGUUCCACAACUGUGUUUGGAGUGAAUGCGCGGUGGACGACAACGACGAUGAUGGCGAAGGCCGUGACGGUGAUGAAAAUUGGUACCAAGGCCGUAUACAAGAAUUCUGUGCCAAUGCUGCCUACUCCCUGUAUGGAAUCCCCAAGAACUGGAUCUCGGCUCCGUUAAUGGGCUGCAGUCAAGGACAUUACAUUGAUUCCUUCUUUACCUACAACAGUUCAGAUGUUUUCUUGAGAGCGCUGGGGGACAGCAACACAAACAACUUGUUCAACGAUGAUGAACUAAUCUGGGGAGUUGGAAAGGGUGGUGCUGGGUGUCAUGACAAUGGGGAUGGUUCCUCCAGUGCACUUGGCUGUACGGUCGAUGGAAAGUAUGGACUUGCCACCUUUGGCGAUGAAUACUGCGAUGGAAAUUACUUUUACUCAAUUGAAGCGAUGCACGAUUACUCGUCAAAGAUCCAUACCAGUUGCCAUUUGAUCUAUGGACGCAAUGGAUGGGUCAGUGGAACUUCGGAUUUCAUAUCCGAGUUGCUGUCGAAUUCCUGGUCCUGCGAUGUGGAACUCUAUCCCAAUGGAUGUCCCGAUCCGUAUGGAAAGAAAAAAAUCAAGUCCAAUGCCUUGCAUGCCGCUAGUAAAGGAUGGAAUCCAUCGCUUGCCUACAACAACUCGAGGUUCAAGCGUCCCAUUCGCAUCACUGCCUGGUUCUUUUUGAUCUUGGGAAUCUUUUUCUUUUUGUUUUCCUAUCGUCUCAGCAACAAGGAUCGCAUCAAGAAGCGCGGAGGUGGUCUCCGUGGUAUGAUCUUGGUGGCCCGUGAGGACUACGAAAACUACAAGAGACGACGAGAAGAAGAACGUCGCGAUCGUCUUCAAGCAGAAUACGACGAGGACAACAAGGUCGCCAAGGGGUGGAGGCGUCGCCGAAAGUCCAAGGGACGCGAAAACGAAACGCCCGAAGAACGCAAAGAACGCAAAAGGAAUAAGAAAAAGAAGAAAAAGCGAUCGUCUCGUAGCAAAUCUCGCAGUAAGUCCCGUGAUCCGGUCACCACUGCCGGCAACGAUGGCACGCAAUACGGUCGAUACGAAGAGGACUACCACUUGCCCGAAGUUGCGUAG
Messenger RNA from Cylindrotheca closterium, 1284 nucleotides. The record is from the annotation of a GenBank genome assembly. NCBI's taxonomy places the organism in Eukaryota, Bacillariophyta, Bacillariophyceae, Bacillariales, Bacillariaceae.